Suillus fuscotomentosus is the source of this 225-nucleotide messenger RNA. Its product is annotated as Bromodomain-containing protein. Gene Ontology annotation, biological process: chromatin remodeling. Gene Ontology annotation, molecular function: protein binding. The transcript has a single exon. Lineage: Eukaryota; Fungi; Basidiomycota; Agaricomycetes; Boletales; Suillaceae. The record is from RefSeq and is a predicted model, not a curated record. The annotation marks the transcript as partial. Gene Ontology annotation, cellular component: RSC-type complex.
UAUCCCGAUCAUUAUCAGUUGAUCGCACAUCCGAUUGCCUUGUCCACACUUCGAAAGUGGGGUAGCACUGGAUAUUACAAAAGCAUCACGCACUACAAAGAGGACUGGAAGCUCAUGUUCAACAACGCACGGAUGUAUGACCAGGAGGGUUCGUGGCUAUACAUAGAUGCUGAGGAGAUGGAGUUGAGCCGGAGGAGGCUGGCGCGCGGGAAUUCAUAUUUUUAG